AUGAAACCUAAGCGCUCAAAAUUCUCAAGAGCGCUUCUGGGUGGUAGAUACGAGAUAGCAGGGAAUCUUCCAAACAUGUUUCUUACUAUUUUACUACUUAUUUCAUCUAUCUUAUUCAAUCUUACAGAUAAUAUUCAAUUUGAUAUGCGUGUAUUCUUCGGUCUUACAACAAUACCAGGAAAAGAUAGCUACGAACUAUAUAAUUCAGAAGUCAUUGACUUUUUAACUCGAAACACUACAAUUUCUAGAGAAGAUUGCCAUAUUUGUCAAAAAAUUCCACAUACGCCAUUCAAUUAUACUUAUUCAACACCGCGAGAUCUUUUACUUUUUAUUUCUUUUAUAGGUUUUAAUCCAUUUUCAAAAGUUUUAAUUAAUAAUCUUCGAUCUUUUGGAUGUAAAGCCAAAAUCCUUAUAUUAUUCGAUGACAAAGGUUACGAAGCAUUCGAGAAAUCUGGUUACAAAGAGAAAAUUAUAAAUUGCUCAGUAUUUCCAUUUAGGGCAAAUAUUAAUAUUCUUCGAGAUAAAAAUAACAAUAAUAAACCACAUAGACUAAGCGUAUACGAAGCGAAAAUUAAAACUAUUGGAAAAUUUAUGGCUACUUACUCUCAUCUUUUUGAGAAUUACAUGACUUUUGAUCUCGCAGACAUGUUAGUACAAGCAGACCCAUUUAUCCUAAUUAACCAUAAAAGAGAAGUACAGUUAAUGCAUGAAAAUGCAUGCGUUGCCUGUGAUGAUGAAACAAGAGUUCAAUUUUCAUACUUUUUGAAAGGAGAUCUUGUCAAAUAUGGCAACUUUUCUCUUAUAACAGGUUCAGUGACCAUGGGAGACCCAUUUGAAUGCACAAGAUUCUAUGAUCUCGUUUCAUAUUAUUUAGUUAAAGACGGGCGUACUCCUCCUCAAAUAGUUGACCAAGGAAUAUUUACACAUUUAUUUUUCUAUGAUAUUUAUAAGUAUAUUGGCCUCCCAUUACGUGCUUAUCAUUUUCAUCAGGGAUAUAUUGCACCAAACAUUGAACUUGUUCAAGGAAAUAUUUUCGGAAAGGUUACAUUUUAUAAUACUAGUAUUUAUCCACCUGUUAUCAUUCACCAUCCUCAGUUUAGAUGCGGACCAUGCGAAGAUUACUUGUGGAAGUGCGCAGAAGUUAAAUCUAUAUAUACGACAAGCUGGAGUUAG
Messenger RNA from Trichomonas vaginalis G3, 1173 nucleotides. RefSeq lists its product as uncharacterized. The transcript has a single exon. Bases 1 to 1173 code for a protein of 390 amino acids. Lineage: Eukaryota; Parabasalia; Trichomonadida; Trichomonadidae. The record is from RefSeq and is a predicted model, not a curated record.